AAUGUGAACUAGAGGAAGAGUGAAGCAGAUGCACAAGCAAGUAUUGUUAUCAUCCUACAUGUUAAGAGAAAAAAGUUGGUAUAUAAAGAGGAACAACUGCAAGUAUAACAACUGAAGUUUACUGGCAUACUAUUAUAAAAAUGCAGUGUGUUAAAGAAGAGUUUAAAGAGGAGUGUGAAGACAUCAGUAUUACAGAAUCAUGCAGAAUGAAACAUGAAGAUACUGAAGAACAAAGAGUUUUAAUUUUAGACCUGACUGAAGCAAAAGAAGAAAGUCAAGAACUUGAUGAAGUGAAAGAUAAACGCCUUCAGUAUCACACAUUUGAAUAUUUCAAAAAGAGUGAAGAGCCUUUUAGUGGUUUAAAGACAGAAAAUAAUUUCUCAAAAAAAAGAACUAAAAGAACAAGAGUAAAACAUACUUUCACCUGCUCUCACUGUGGAAAGAGCUUCACACUCAAAGGAAACCUUCAAACUCACUUAAGACUUCACACUGGUGAGAAGCCUUUCACCUGCCUUCAGUGUGGAACAAGUUUUGCACAAAAAGGAGAUCUUAAGGGUCACAUGAGAAUUCACACUGGAGAAAAGCCUUUCACCUGCUCUCAGUGUGGAAAGAGUUUCUCAGUGAGAGCAAACCUUAAGAGUCAUCUGCGACGUCACUCCGGAGAGAAGCCUUUCACAUGCCUUCACUGUGGCAAGAGUUUCUCAAUGAGAGCAACCCUUAAGAGUCAUCUGCGACUUCACACUGGAGAGAAGCCUUUCACAUGCCUUCGGUGUGGAAAGAGUUUCAUACAGAAAGGACAUCUUCAGCGUCACAUGAGUAUUCACACUGGAGAGAAACCUUUUACAUGUCCUCAAUGUAGAAAGAGUUUUGCACGAAAAGGACAUCUUCAGCGUCACAUGAGAAUUCACACUGGAGAGAAACCUUUCAUCUGUUCUCACUGUGGAAAGAGUUUCACACAAGCAGGCAAUCUUUCAGUUCAUCUUCGCUAUCACUCUGGAUUAAGACCAUUUAACUGUGAUCAGUGUGGCAAGACAUUUAUUGGUGCAUCACAGCUGAAGUUACACCUGAUAUCUCAUGCAAAUGAGAAGCCUCAUGUGUGUUCUUUUUGCGGAAAGAGUUUUAUUACUUCAGGACACCUGAAAGCACAUUUGAGAAUGCAUACUGGAGAGAAGCCAUACCACUGUACUUCAUGUGGGAAGAGUUUCACUCAAUCAAGUAGUCUGAAGAUUCAUUUAAAAAAGCGUUGUCCAAAACUGUCAUUUUGAGCUAAUUUAAUUUCCAGGUCAACACUUUGUGACACUUCAGUCUUCAAUAGUGAGUUCAACUUAAUUCAGUUCACUAGAUCAAGAAAUUUCUUCCCUCCUAGAUAUUCCACGAUAAACUGUAAGUGGUAUUUUUGCAAAGUGGAAGCGUUUAGGAACCACAGAAACUUAGCCAUGAAUUGGCAGUCCAUGUAAAGUUACAGAGCGUGGUCGCCAAGUGCUGAGGUGCAUAGUGCAUAAAAUGCUCUGCUGACUCAAUAACUGCAGAGUUCCAGACCUCCUCUGGCAUUAACAUCAGCACAAAAACUGUGUGCCGGGAGCUUCAUGGCAUGGGUUUCCAUGGUCAAGCAGCUCUAUGCAAGCCUUAUCACUAAGCACAAUGCCAAGCGUCGGAUGGAGUGGUGUAAAGCAUGGUACCACUGAACUCUGGAGCAGUGGAAACAUGUUCUGUGGAGUGAUGAAUCACGCUUCUCUAUCUGGCAGUCUGAUUGAUGAGUCUGGGUUUGGCAAAUGCCAGGAGAACAUUUCCUGCCUGACUGCAUUGUGCCAACUGUAAAGUUUGGUGGAGGAGGGAUAAUGCUAUGGGGUUGUUUUCUGGGGUUGGCCUAGGCCCCUUAGUUCCACUGAAGGGAAAGCCUCCGCUUACCAAGACAUUUUGGAAAAUUCUAUGCUUCCAACUUUGUGGAACAGUUUGGGUAAGGCCCUUUUCUGUUCCAGCAUAACUGUGCCCCAGUGCACAAAACACGGUCCAUAAAGGCAUGGUUGGAUGAGUAUGUGUGGAAGAUCUUGGCUGGCCCAGACAGAGUCCUGACCUCAACCCUAUCGAACAUGUUUGGGAUGAACUAGAACAGAGAUUGUGAGCCAGGCCCUCUCGUCCAACAUCAGUGUCUGACCUCACAAAUGCUCUUCUAGAAGAAUGGGCAAAAAUUCCAACAGACAAAAUCUUGUAGAAGCCUUCCCAGAAGAGUGGGGACCAACUCGAUAUGAAUGCCUAUGGAUUUAGAAUGGGAUGUCAUAAAAGUUCCUGUAGGUGUAAUGUGUAGGUGUCCCAAUACUUUUGUCUAUAUAGUGUAGCUAUAAAUGCUAUUUUCUUUUCCAAAGCUAGCCUAGAUGGGAUUUAUGAUAAAUCAAUUGCCUAAGUAGGGUGCUAUUUAAUUGAAAUUAGGGAAAUGUUUAAUUUUACAUGAAUUGGUGCUAUUUUAGUGCAUUUCUAUCUUUAUACUGUGGAAGGCUUUGUUUAUAAAAUAAGUAAAUAUAACGUCAAAUUUCAAAAAUACAAAAAAAUAUGUGAUUUGAAUCAACUGACAGCACUAAUUCUGAGGUUUCUGGAAUGCCCAUAUUAGUCUCUUCCGGAGCCUCUUAGUCAGACAACGACUUUUUUGUAGUCCCUGUUGUCUUGUCUGUAAAAUAUCCAUACAUACCCCAUUCUCUGUUAUAUACACUCACCUAAAGGAUUAUUAGGAACACCAUACUAAUACUGUGUUUGACCCUCUUUCACCUUCAGAACUGCCUUAAUUCUACGUGGCAUUGAUUCAACAAGGUGCUGAAAGCUUUCUUUAGAAAUGUUGGCCCAUAUUGAUAGGAUAGCAUCUUGCAGUUGAUGGAGAUUUGUGGGAUGCACAUCCAGGGCACGAAGCUCCCGUUCCACCACAUCCCAAAGAUGCUCUAUUGGGUUGAGAUCUGGUGACUGUGGGGGCCAUUUUAGUACAGUGAACUCAUUGUCAUGUUCAAGAAACCAAUUUGAAAUGAUUCGAGCUUUGUGACAUGGUGCAUUAUCCUGCUGGAAGUAGCCAUCAGAGGAUGGGUACAUGGUGGCCAUAAAGGGAUGGACAUGGUCAGAAACAAUGCUCAGGUAGGCCGUGGCAUUUAAUCGAUGCCCAAUUGGCACUAAGGGGCCUAAAGUGUGCCAAGAAAAC
Molecule: messenger RNA, 3178 nt
Organism: Xyrauchen texanus (razorback sucker)
Lineage: Eukaryota; Metazoa; Chordata; Actinopteri; Cypriniformes; Catostomidae
Product: gastrula zinc finger protein XlCGF8.2DB-like
Exons: 3
Coding region: 141-1265 (374 amino acids)
Biological process (GO): regulation of transcription by RNA polymerase II
Cellular component (GO): nucleus
Molecular function (GO): RNA polymerase II cis-regulatory region sequence-specific DNA binding; DNA-binding transcription factor activity, RNA polymerase II-specific
Source: RefSeq, a predicted model, not a curated record